Messenger RNA from Lycium ferocissimum, 1578 nucleotides. Its product is annotated as PR5-like receptor kinase. The record is from RefSeq and is a predicted model, not a curated record. The transcript is spliced from 3 exons. Bases 208 to 1308 code for a protein of 366 amino acids. Lineage: Eukaryota; Viridiplantae; Streptophyta; Magnoliopsida; Solanales; Solanaceae. Gene Ontology annotation, molecular function: ATP binding; protein kinase activity. Gene Ontology annotation, biological process: protein phosphorylation.
GGGAGAAUACGAUGGAGUGCGGAAAGUGUGAGGCCUCGGACGGGCGUUGUGGUUACGACAAUUUAACCCAAGAGUCCUUGUGCUUACCGCAAAGAUGGCACCGUAAAUUUUCAUAGCUGCAGAUCCAAAGGAAGAAACGCGAUCGGACUGAAGGUUGCAAUAGCAUUAUCUGCGGUUGGAGCUGCAACAGUGAUAGCCUGCUGCCUGAUGUGCUGCGUCCUAUUUAGGAAAACAAAUAAAACGUCAAAAAAAGAAGAUCAGAUUGUUGAUGCCUUCCUAAGGCAGUAUGGAUCCCUAUCCCCAACAGCAUAUAGCUAUUCAGACAUUAAGAACAUGACAAAUUCCUUUAAAGAGAAACUUGGAGAAGGGGGUUACGGAGAGGUCUACAAAGGUAAUCUUAGAGGUCACCCUGUUGCGGUGAAAAUCUUAAAAGAGACCAAGGGGAAUGGAGAAGAGUUCAUUAACGAAGUUGCAAGCAUCAGUCGAACUUCUCAUGUCAACAUUGUUAAUCUGUUGGGAUUUUGUUUGAGUCGUCGAGUGAAAGCUCUUAUUUAUGAAUUCAUGUCAAAUGGAUCUCUUGAUAAACACAUAUACAAUGAAGUUCCAAACAUGAGAUGGGAAAUGUUGUACAAAAUUGCACUCGGGAUAGCUCGAGGAUUAGAAUAUUUGCAUAGAGGAUGCAACUCCCGAAUUUUGCAUUUUGACAUAAAACCUCAUAAUAUUCUUCUGGAUGAGGACUUUUGUCCGAAGAUAUCUGAUUUCGGUUUAGCAAAACUAUGUACUCGAAAAGAGAGCAUGAUGUCCACACUAGAAGCCCGAGGAACCAUUGGUUACAUAGCUCCAGAGGUCUUCUGUAGAAAUUUUGGAGGAGUUUCACACAAAUCUGAUGUUUAUAGCUAUGGAAUGAUGGUUCUCGAAAUGGUUGGAGGAAGAAAGAACUACAGUGCUGAAAGAAGCAAUAACAGUGAAAUAUAUUUCCCUCGUUGGGCUUAUCAACGAAUUUUGCUAGAUGAAAACCUAAAUAUAAGAGAUAUGAUGACCAAUGAAGAAGAAGAGAUUGCAAAGAAAAUGAUAUUAGUUGGUUUGUGGUGCAUCCAAACAGAUCCCACGCAAAGGCCGGACACUGGUAAGGUAAUUGAAUUGUUAGAAAGUAGCUUGGAGGCCUUCCAAAUCCCACCAAAACCUUUCAUAUGUUCUCCAUCACGAUCAGAAGGAUCGGCAUUGAACACUUUGGAGCGACCUGCAAAGCCAUUUUUAUUUUCUACUUUGAGUUCGACGCUCGAGUCUGCAGCCUCAACAAUUGUAUAGUUUGCUGAAGAAGUUUUUAGAUAAUAUUUUUGUAUAACAUUGGAAUAUAAUGAUCAAAUAUUCGUGAAAGUUAUAAAGAUGUGGCGAAUUCCACUUAAAGGUAAAAACUUGUUUAUUUAUUUUCUUAUUUAACUGUUUAACUUUUGCAGGAGAGAAAUAAGGUGAAGGGAAUUUUGUAGUCUGAGUUGAGGCUUAUUUUAAUUUACUAAUUGAUGUAUUAUGCUAAUUCUAGACCUGAGAAGGAACUAAAUGAAAGGUUUUCACCCCCAA